GCAAGCAGAGCCUGUAAAUGACUCACUUUUCAAUUUAAACACCACAUCUUGCUGUCACACAGGUGCAAUCUAGCCUUCCAUGAAAUAAAUCAUGAUUAGAAACAGCCUAUAAAAUCCUGUGCACUGGAUGGAAUAUAUGGUUAUUUUGCUGCACAACGUUCCAGCACCUUGAAACCAAUUACAACGCAAAGGAACACAAAAGAAAGGAAUACAAACAUUGAUCUUGCUUGAUUUCAGAGCUUAUGUAAUUUAAAGCAACAAUGGAUCCGAUUCUUGAAGUGGUUGCUCUAUGUCUUGGCUUUAUGAGUUGGAUAAUGGUUGGCGUUGCAAUUCCGAACCGUUACUGGAAAGUCUCCAGCAUAGAUGGGACUGUGAUCACCACCGCAACACUUUACGAGAACCUGUGGAUGUCCUGCGCCACGGACUCGACGGGAGUGCACAACUGCCGUGAAUUCCCUUCUCUGCUCGCACUGUCUGGUUAUAUCCAGGCGUCUCGGGCUCUUAUGAUCGCUUCAGUGGUGUUUGGGACAUUUGGUGUUGUGGCCACACUCAUCGGCAUGCGGUGCUCGAAGGUCGGCGGAGAGAACUAUGUACUGAAAGGCAGAAUAGCCGGAACUGGAGGAGCAUUUUUCCUUCUGCAAGGUUUGUGUACGAUGGUAUCAGUGUCAUGGUACGCGUUCAACAUCACUCAGGAAUUCUUCGAUCCACUCUACCCAGGGCAAAAAUAUGAGAUUGGAGAGGGUUUAUACAUCGGCUGGGCCUCCGGUACUCUCGCCGUCUGUGGUGGAGCUUGCCUCAUGUUUGCCUGCAAAUUUGGCACAAAAGAGAAGAUAGGUUACCCCUACCAGCCCGCACGGGGAACAGUCUACUCAGUGUCCACGUCCAGGAGAGAUGCCCAGAGUGGCCAGAGCACUUAUGGGAAAAAUGCCUAUGUCUGAAAGAAGCAGUUUGGGUCAAUUUCAUGUCUAUAAAACAUAAAUCAGUUGACUGUUGAUAUUUUUUCUGCCUUUAUAUAUCUGUGCAAUUAUGUAAAUAUGUAUAGGCACAGGCAGUUUUGUGGCCAGGGCAAGUCAUUAAUCAAGUCAUAUGUUACCAUGUCAGUUUUGCAGUGUAAACACGUCUCAGAGGACAUUAUACACGCCAGAGUCACUGCCAUUUAAUCCCUGUACAGAAAUUACACACUCAAAUUACUAGUGUGUAUAUGUUCAGAUUUAAGAAGGGCUUUGAUAUAUUUCAUUUUGUAUUCAAGUAAUUGUUAUGAAAAAGAGACAAUACUUUUGUUGCAGUUACUUAAAGAAGUAAAAAAAAGAAAAAGAAUAAAAUCUCA
Xyrauchen texanus (razorback sucker) is the source of this 1327-nucleotide messenger RNA. Its product is annotated as claudin-15-like. Gene Ontology annotation, cellular component: bicellular tight junction; plasma membrane. Lineage: Eukaryota; Metazoa; Chordata; Actinopteri; Cypriniformes; Catostomidae. The transcript is spliced from 5 exons. Gene Ontology annotation, molecular function: structural molecule activity. Gene Ontology annotation, biological process: cell adhesion; bicellular tight junction assembly. The record is from RefSeq and is a predicted model, not a curated record. Bases 261 to 938 code for a protein of 225 amino acids.